Molecule: messenger RNA, 1072 nt
Organism: Lycium barbarum (goji berry)
Lineage: Eukaryota; Viridiplantae; Streptophyta; Magnoliopsida; Solanales; Solanaceae
Product: wound-induced proteinase inhibitor 2-like
Exons: 2
Coding region: 113-904 (263 amino acids)
Molecular function (GO): serine-type endopeptidase inhibitor activity
Source: RefSeq, a predicted model, not a curated record
GAUGAUAUGAUUAUCUUAUUGUUUUAAUAGAUCACUCGUUUGCUAUAAAUAGGUGGAGAGGAUAGUACUCUCCCUACACAAAAAAGGAAAAUAAGUUAACUCACGAGAAAGCAUGGCUAUUCGCAGAGCUAAUUUCCUUGUUCUCCUGAUUGUUCUUGGAACGUUUCUACUUGUAAGCAAGCUGGAACAAGCAGAUGCCAAGCAUUGUACUAAGAAUUGUGAUCCAAGAAUUGAUCAUGCAAUUUGCCCACGUUCAGAAGAAAAUCAGAUCAAUCGCAUGUGCACCAACUGUUGCGCAGGCAUGAAGGGUUGUAACUAUUACAGUGCAGAUGGAACCUUUGUUUGUGAAGGAGAGUCUGAACCAGGAAAACCAAAGCCUUGUCCCCGCAAUUGUGAUCCAAGAAUCGAUCAUGCAAUUUGCCCGCGUUCAGAAGAAAACCGGAUCAAUCCCAUAUGCACCAAUUGUUGCGCAGGCAUGAAGGGUUGUAACUAUUACAGUGCUGAUGGAACCUUUGUUUGUGAAGGAGAGUCUGAAGUAGGAAAACCAAGGGCUUGUCCCCUUAAUUGUGAUGGAAGAAUUGCCUACGGGAUUUGCCCACGUUCAGAAGAAAAAAGGAUCAAUAAAAUAUGCACAAAUUGUUGCGCAGGCAAAAAGAGUUGCAACUAUUACAGUUCCAAUGGAACUUUUAUCUGUAAAGGAGAGUCUGAAGUGAAAACUAAGGAGGAAGUUGAACAUCCCAAACCUUGUACUUUGGAAUGUGAUCCAAGAGUUGCUUACAUGACUUGUCCAUCUUUGGGAUUGGCCAAACUUGAACAAGUUUGUGUCAACUGUUGCAUGGCAGGAGAGGGUUGCAAACUCUAUGAUCAUGAUGGAUCUUUAAUUAGUUGUCCUAAGGAGCUAUAAAGCUAUUAAUCCUCCUAAAUAGCUCUUUUUUUGAAAAACAGUAUGUGCUCUACGUAUGAAAUAAAGGCAUAUGGACAUAUGUAAUGAGACAGUGUGGAGAUUUCCACAGCUUGCGCAAGGUAUCCAAGUGUUUAAUAAAUGGAGCACUACUUUGUUGUACUUAUAUAA